Molecule: messenger RNA, 1735 nt
Organism: Sinocyclocheilus rhinocerous
Lineage: Eukaryota; Metazoa; Chordata; Actinopteri; Cypriniformes; Cyprinidae
Product: ras-related protein Rab-23
Exons: 8
Coding region: 850-1563 (237 amino acids)
Molecular function (GO): GTP binding; GTPase activity
Source: RefSeq, a predicted model, not a curated record
CCAUCAUUGACGCUGAACCGCCCAGCAUAUAUGCUAUUUGAAAUCUGCCAUGUUUUCUUAUGGGAUCAGCUCUUCUCUGCUGAUUGAUUUCUCAUUUUGCAUCGUUCCAGUUGUGCUGAAGUUCUGAGAAGUCAAGACAGGCUUUUAUUUUGAAAGUGUUUGGUGUUUGGUGGUCUCCGCGCUUCAGUCAGUGCUGCGGCCCCGGCGCACACCGCACAGUCGCGAAUCACCCAAAGCGCGUGAAGACGCUGCUGUAUCUGCGGACAUCUGCGUCCUCAGAGCCCGCUGGACUCUGGAGUAUCCAAGCGGGAUUGUUAGUCUGUGUAAGAGACACACACAGAGAGAGGGGGAGCAGUAAAGGAGGAGGAGGCCACUCCUUUGAUAAACUCUGCAAACGCAAAAAAGCUCGCUCCAUACAGCUGCUGCUGGCUUCUAUUUACAUUCAGCAGAUGUGUUUGGAUUGAUAAAUCACUGGAGCUGUGUGUUUGGAUCCCCUGGACAGUCCGCGUUUAUGAUUAUAACCGAGUCGGGUCUUCAAAGAGGAAACUAUGUAACCUGGUAACACACGAAUGCAGCUGCUGUAUAUAGCCCCACUGAGAGACUGCGCUCUGUAUAUCACACAGACUUCCUUGGUUACGUGGAUCUCAGUGCCAUGGCAGUAACGCAGUGGGCCCUUCAGACAGCCAGACCUCACAAACACCUGUCAAGAACGAACGCUGGGAUCCGGCUUUUGUUCUAAAAGCAGAACCAAACGGAAGGAAGGAAGUCUAAUCCGGCUAGAGUUGAGAAGAUCCUAGAGCAGCACUAAGCCGGGCCGGAGUGAGGUGAAAGCGCAGGCACAUCGCAGCCAUGCUGGAGGAGGACAUGGAAGUGGCCAUCAAGGUGGUGGUGGUGGGGAACGGAGCGGUCGGGAAGUCCAGUAUGAUCCAGCGAUACUGCAAGGGCAUCUUCACGAAGGACUACAAAAAGACCAUCGGGGUUGACUUUCUGGAAAGACAGAUCAUAGUUAAUGGCGAGGACGUCAGGCUGAUGUUGUGGGACACGGCGGGACAGGAGGAGUUUGAUGCCAUCACCAAGGCCUAUUACAGAGGUGCUCAGGCCUGUGUGCUGGUCUUCUCCACCACCGACAGAGAGUCCUUUGAGGCCAUCAGCAGCUGGAGGGAGAAAGUGGAGAUGGAGGUCGGGGACAUACCCACCGUCCUGGUGCAGAACAAAAUCGAUCUGCUGGACGACACGGUUAUCAAAAAUGAGGAGGCUGAAGGUCUCGCUAAGAAGCUGAAGUUAAGAUUCUAUCGGACGUCAGUGAAAGAAGAUCUCAACGUCAAUGAAGUUUUUAAGUAUCUAGCUGACAAAUAUCUGCAACGACUCAAGCAGCAGUCGGCAGAGGAGACAGAGGUUGUUCACACAUCCAGCAAUAAAAUAGGCGUUUUCAACACUUCCGGCGGCAGUCAUCCCAACCAGACUGCCGGCGAUCUGAACGGCCGUGAGGUCAUAAACCUGCGCCCAAACAAGCAGAGGACCAAGAAAACAAAAAACCCCUUCGGUAGCUGCAGACUGCUCUGACGAGUAGGUCUAAAUCUUUUGGACACUGCCCUUCCUCACAUUUUAACAAUGAUUGUGGCUCAAAAUUUGAAUGAAAAGCGAAUAUAUUUUCUCACAGUCAAAUAUUUGGUGAGUUAUUCCAUGUGGUACACAGCAGGGUAAUUUUCUCUAAUGAGAGUACUUACAGCGGGAA